Alexandromys fortis (reed vole) is the source of this 2111-nucleotide messenger RNA. RefSeq names its product all-trans-retinol 13,14-reductase-like. NCBI's taxonomy places the organism in Eukaryota, Metazoa, Chordata, Mammalia, Rodentia, Cricetidae. Bases 35 to 1600 code for a protein of 521 amino acids. Gene Ontology annotation, biological process: retinol metabolic process. Gene Ontology annotation, cellular component: endoplasmic reticulum membrane. The transcript is spliced from 10 exons. Gene Ontology annotation, molecular function: all-trans-retinol 13,14-reductase activity. The record is from RefSeq and is a predicted model, not a curated record.
GAGAAGUCGCCUUAUUCGAAGCUCAGGCUGCAAGAUGUGGCACACCUUGCUGCUGCUGGCCGCGCUGCUGCUGGCGGGUCUCCGCAGGGUUUACUUGGGUCUCUUCAGUAGAAACUCCCCGAACCCCUUCGCUGAGGACGUCAAGCGGCCAUCUGAACCCCUGGUGACCGACAAGGAGGCUAGGAAGAAGGUUCUUAAACAAGCAUUCUCAGCCAGCCGAGUACCAGAGAAGCUGGAUGCCGUGGUGAUUGGCAGUGGCAUUGGGGGUCUGGCCUCAGCUGCGAUUCUGGCUAAAGCUGGCAAAAGAAGGAGUCAGCCUACAGGGCUCCAGAGACUCACCCUACCCUUUCUUCCCCAGGUGGUGGCCCGUGGAGCCUCUCAUGCCAUCCUACUGAAGUUUCUCCCAUUGCCCUUGACUCAGCUCCUCAACAAGUUCGGGCUGCUGACUCGUUUCUCUCCCUUCUGCCGAGCAUCUACCCAGAGCCUGGCCGAGGUCCUACAGCAGCUCGGGGCUUCCCCUGAGCUCCAGGCCGUUCUCAGCUACAUCUUCCCCACUUACGGAGUAACCCCCAGCCACACCACCUUUUCAAUGCAUGCUCUGACAAUUGACCACUACAUACAAGGAGCGUAUUACCCUCGAGGAGGAUCCAGUGAGAUUGCCUUCCAUACCAUCCCAUUGAUUCAGCGUGCCGGGGGCGCUGUCCUCACCAGGGCCACCGUGAAGGGUGUGCUGCUGGACUCUGCUGGGAGAGCCUGUGGUGUCAGUGUCAAGAAGGGACACGAGCUGGUGAACAUCUAUUGCCCCAUCGUCAUCUCCAAUGCAGGAGUGUUCAACACCUACCAGCACUUAGUGCCAGGGAGUGUCCGCGGUCUGCCAGAUGUGAAGAAGCAGCUGGCGAUGAUAAGGCCUGGCAUGAGCAUGCUCUCAGUUUUCAUCUGCCUGAGAGGAACCAAGCAGGACCUGAAGCUUCAGUCCACCAACUACUAUGUUUAUUUUGACACGGACAUGGAUAAAGCGAUGGAACGCUACAUCUCUAUGCCCAAGGAAAAGGCUCCAGAACACAUUCCCCUUCUUUUCAUUGCCUUCCCAUCAACCAAGGACCCAACCUGGGAGGACCGAUUUCCAGGUCGAUCCACCAUGACUGUGCUGGUACCCACGGCCUUUGAGUGGUUUGAGGAGUGGCAGGAGGAGCCACAGGGCAAGCGGGGUGCUGACUAUGAGACCCUCAAAAACGCCUUUGUGGAAGCCUCUAUGUCCGUAGUCAUGAAACUGUUCCCACAGCUGGAGGGCAAGGUGGACAGUGUGAUUGGGGGAUCCCCACUGACCAACCAGUACUAUCUGGCUGCUCCCCGAGGUGCUCCCUAUGGUGCUGACCAUGACCUGGCUCGUCUGCAUCCUCAUGCUAUGGCUUCCCUAAGAGCCCAAACCCCCAUCCCCAACCUCUACCUGACAGGGCAAGAUAUCUUCACGUGUGGGCUGGUAGGGGCCCUACAAGGGGCCUUGCUGUGCAGCAGUGCCAUCCUGAAGAGGAACUUGUACUCAGAUCUGCAGGCUCUUGGCUCAAAGGUCCAGGCACAACAGAAGAAGAAGAUGAAGUAGCCCAUUGAGAGCUAAGCCAGAGAACGGCACCUCCCCAACUUCUUUCUCAUGGUUCCUUCUGCUGUACUUCCUUGUGCAUAUAUUCAAAAGCUCUUUGCUUCUGAUGCCUGCUGUGAAUCGAGUUCUCCUCUGCACCCUGAAUUUCUACCUAAGGCCUAGUGUGGGCUGCACAGCCUUGCUGUCUCAAGAUGAAGAAUACUCCCAUUCCUUCCCCACACCCAGCACUGAGCAAGGAUCAAACACUCAGAACCCCUCCGAGUGUUGGCUAUUGGAGUAGGUUGGUCCAGGUCUGCCCUGAAGCUUUUUGCUCUCCCCACUCUAGUAUUGUGCUGCUCCCUCUGUCAAAGGGAAGGAUGACCAGCAUGGGUUUGGGGUGGCAACUCUCAAAGUGAGAGCCAAGGGGCUCUCGGCCUUAAGCUUUUUCCUCUGAUAGAAGCAGCCUGAAGGAGCAUUCCAAUCAGAGACAGACCAAGAGAUACCACUGCACCAGCAAAAUGUCCCAUACACCAGC